AUGGACGUAAAGACCAUUGCAGCCAAGUAUGGCGGACUACCAGCGCGUGUGGUGGCUCGGGCGGAGGAAAACUGGCGCGUAACGAGUGCAAAGAAGUCAGCAGCACUGGACGCGUUUGCUGGUCCUGUCGCGUGCAUCUUGGUGGCGGCACGGGCGCUGGAGGAACGUGUGGACAAGAAGCGACUGGCAAAAUGCGCAGGUGCCAAUAGUAGACUGGUAGAGCCCACAGUGCGUAAGGUGGUGGACGCAGUGGGCGUUCGUACGGUGGUCAAGGCGUCACCUCCCGCGCUAUGUAUCAAGUUCGGCUGUGAGGCGCUGACAGAGAUCGUACAACGAGUGCUGGAUGAAUAUCGAGCGUAUCUCGCGAAGCUUGCGGCUGCAAACCGGAAGAAGAGGAGCAAGCACCCUCUCGGGCCAGUGGUGGCUACGAUGAACGGGCAGGAUCCAGUGUUUGCAGCCGCAUGUUUAUUUGCAGUCAGUAAGCAGGCAAAAAUGAAUGUGAACCAAGACAAGUUGCUGGAAGCUGUGUGUGGUAACGCAAAGGAGUUUGACGCUAUCGUGUCUUCUAUCGAGGCCCAAUGCCAGGCUUCGUUGAGUGGCGCAAUUUUAGAUCGAAAAAAACGUCGUAACCUCGCAGGAGAGAGAGCAGCUAGAAAACUCACUGAACAGCAUCGCACGGAGCAACUGGAAGAGGAGGAGCGUGCAAAACGACAGAGGACAAGCCUUGACGGUGGCGUGGCAUCACCACCUAAGACAUUGGCGCAACAGCGUGUUUUGCAACGAGUACGAGAGUCUCGUGCGGAUGCAACAACGUCACGAGGUUCUGUGUUAUCCAGGGACGGAGUUGCGGCUGCCACUCCUGCAGAGUAUGCUGACUGGAGGGCAAUGGCGCUGGAGUUUAUGCGCAACAAAAAGGAGAAGGAGACGGAGCGGAUGGGUGAAGCACAAGCAGAGAAGCUCGCGGUCGCGACCUAGUAACAAAAGACUUAGCCUCAAGACUGAUGUAAACUUGCGGUUGCAAAACUAUUCAAACACGCUAAAUGCAGCCUUUGUCUAUAGA
Molecule: messenger RNA, 1060 nt
Organism: Phytophthora infestans T30-4
Lineage: Eukaryota; Oomycota; Peronosporomycetes; Peronosporales; Peronosporaceae
Exons: 3
Coding region: 1-975 (324 amino acids)
Biological process (GO): DNA replication initiation; DNA replication
Cellular component (GO): nuclear origin of replication recognition complex
Source: RefSeq, a predicted model, not a curated record